AUGUCCAGGCCACACCAGCUAUCUCUGAUCGAGAGACUGCUCGACCACAGUCAACCGAAGUUGACAGCCCCGCGCCUACCCAGACUGAUCCCCUCCUCCCCUCCUCUUCUUCCCACUCAUCUACCCUCCCUGCCUCUACUUCCUCUCUCUCCUCCUCCUCUUCGUCUUUCCCUUCUGCCCCUCUCCCCAACUCUUCCUCCCUCUCUUCUCCUACCCUCUCCACCUCCCUUACAAAUCUCCAAUCCCCCAAUCCCGAUCUCGCUACACCACCAGACGAUAAAUCUGCUGAAAAUGCUGUAG
This is a messenger RNA of Nezara viridula (southern green stink bug), 300 nucleotides long. NCBI's taxonomy places the organism in Eukaryota, Metazoa, Arthropoda, Insecta, Hemiptera, Pentatomidae. The record is from the annotation of a GenBank genome assembly.